Loxodonta africana (African savanna elephant) is the source of this 2237-nucleotide messenger RNA. It is a transcript of the gene C21H16orf86, whose product is annotated as chromosome 21 C16orf86 homolog. The transcript is spliced from 4 exons. NCBI's taxonomy places the organism in Eukaryota, Metazoa, Chordata, Mammalia, Proboscidea, Elephantidae. The record is from RefSeq and is a predicted model, not a curated record.
AUGGCCUCAGCAGGGGCGGAGAGACGUUACGGGCCCCAGGAUGGGACCACCACGGGUCUGGCACUGCUGGCAGAGGCGCCCGGUGACCUAGUUCAGAGCUCCGAGUGUCCAGUGACAGGAGACCAAUGUCUAGUGCCAGCCCUUGAAACCUGCCAGACCCAGGGUGAAGAUAAGUGCCGAACAGAACCAGCCUCAGAACCAGUGCUCCAGGAGGAGAGGCUCAAGCCAGCCGUGGAGGCUAUAGAGGAGACAGGCCCCAGACCCCUAGCUUCCAUUGUGAGGCCCAGUCAUGGUCUGAAGAGAAAGCCAGUCAAGUAAGGGGCCUCCCCAGGGGCUAGUCACCAUGCCCAUCCUAGGGCCGAAGCUGAGCUGCCAUUGGGUCUGCUGCUGCAGAAGGGGGAGCCAGAAGGUAGCGAGCCCUCACCAUCCUCCAAACAGCACAAAAAACCUAAGAAGCGCAAGAGUCUGGGGGCCCCCGCACUCCCAGCUACAGUUAGCACCGUGUCUGCCUCCUCAGAGACCUUGGGGCUAGAGCGAAAGGCUCAGCGCCUUCGACCCCUGUACCAGUACAUCAACUAUUGCAACCCUGAGCUGAACCAGGCAGGGGAAGGGGGUAGGGAGGCAGAGGCCGAGGUGGAGCCCCAGUCGGAGCUGGCCCUGGUCCCCAUGGAGGCGGGUGUGGAGCAACUGCAGGCCUUGCCGCCCGUGGCAGGUGAGCUGGGCUUAGACCUUGCUUUUCCCUGCCCCAAAAUGUUAGUGCCUCCCACCCACAUUCUGGAUCCCCUGGCAGAGGAGGCUGGAGAGGAACCUGGGGGUCUGCCCAGCUUGGGGGUCAGCAGCCGGCUCACGGCCGAGGUGGAUAAAUCAAACCAGGUGGACAUCAACAAGAUGCUGAGUGUUUGUGCUGCUCCGCUUGUGCCCCCGCUCUCUCCUCAGUACAAGUGACUGUCCUGCCCCACUGGUGGCUCCCCUCCCCCCAAGCCUGAACCAGAGCAGCAGCCUCUGGGCCUAGGCCCUCAGGUGGAAGGUAGAAUUGGCCCAUGCCCCCACUUGCUGGAAACUUGGGCUUGCUGACAAUAAACAUUUUUUCAUUUUCUGAGACUGCGAGAUUACCCAGUGCCUGGUUUAAAGCCCAACGGAUCAUCUGAAUACUUGGGAACUUGACAAAAAUAGAUUCCUGGGCACCACCCCAGAUCUCACUGAAUCAGAAUCUGAGGGGUGGGGCCUGGAUUCUGUGCAGUUAAAAGCUCCUCAGGCUGACAGUGAGGGAUCAAGGGGGAAGUGACUAAGGAGGGACUUGGAGCAGAGAAAGGGUCUGUGAGGCCACAGGAAAUAGGGACUUGCCCUUGUUCCCUGUCUCCCAGGGAGGUGACCUGUAUUUGGUCUGACUUGCAUUUGUGGACCAGCACUUAGGAACCCCCCUCUGAGGUGGCACAGUUCAUACGACUGUCUGAAGAGUGGCAGACUUUGGAACACUUUCCAUUUGUUGCCAGGCCACAACUGGAACAGACCUUGCCCAAGGAGUGGCCUCUGGUGACAGCAGUGUCCAUGCCUUUUUCCUGGCAGGAAGUGGUAUAGGCAAGGAAGGAUCUCAGCCUGACAUUCUGGAGAGAUUGCUUGGGCUUCAGUGUGAAGGACAGAAUGAGGAGAAAGUUACUGGGGACAGGGAGGUGAGGAGGCUGUGAUUGUCUAGGUGAGUACAAGGCCUAGAUUUGGUUUGGAGUUGGAUAGUAAGCAACAAGUAUUUUGGAAGCGCUCACCUGGUUGCUGCUCCGAGAGAAAACUCUAAGAGGUUCAACGUAUUUUCACUGGCCUGGUAAAACCUUGUUUUACUUUGACCAGAGGAAGAGUUGGCUGACAUCCUGAUUUGGGAAAUAGGUUCUGGGAGGUGGUGAUGCCACCUUCCUCCAGUAGGGGCCACUGCAGGACAAGCCUGGAACCACAGUUGCAGGCUCAGUCACCCCUAGGGACCAGAACCCUGCUGGCUUCCUUGGCCACAGGCACGCAUGCGCGCCAUUUCAAAGCCCACCUCCUACUCCUCUGGUCAUGGAUCUAGGUUCUGGGGGUGUUUCCAGAGAACCAGGGGUGCUCAUAAAAGUGGCCCCAGGGCAUCUAGAAAUCUGCCUUGGUAAACAAAGAGCUGGCGGCAGAUUCCUCUAAAAACUUAAGUGCCAUUCUGAGUCAACAACAUGGCACUUUCUUGUGCAGAAGCAUCUGAGUCAGGCCCAAUGGAUAUC